UCUCUCGCAACUGAUCGAUUGGUUCGGGGUUGCUUUGAAGCAGCCUGACACUCACCAAUUCCUCUCCAAUCGACUUUGGAAUACAAAACCUACACUGGACGGAAUGAGUAUGACACUGCUCGGAACUAGUUGAGUGCGCCUCAACCAUGGAUAUGUCCGUCGACUCCAGGUCUAACGGGUACCGUCACCCGGAUUGUAACGUCAAGGGGGAUCUCCUCCAGCUCAGCGACUGGAAACGCCUGCAUCAGUUCCUCCUCCGGACUGAACAAUACCCCUACAUGGCUCCUGCUCCCGCCUGUCUGGUAGAUGGGCGUGACACACUCGACUGGUCUCAGCCACUUCUAUAUACCAUCUACUGUGGAGAAGAUCAAGACGCGUACAUCUCUCAGCUCUUGAGAAGGAAGCAUCGAUGGCUUCGAACUCUGAUCAGCGUCGUUGGAGUCUCGUGCGUUCACCCAUCUCACAAGCCUGGUACACAUAUUCCAGCAAACACCAGUAUGGCUGUGUACCUUCAAUCUCAUAUACCAGCACAUCACCAUCAUACUAGGGUGCUAUCUGGUUUCGAAUCACUUAUCAAGGUCAUUCCCUCCAGAGUAUGGGUAUGGGACAUGGACGUUCUAUUACGCAAACACCCUCAUGCCGUUUCGAUAUCUUCUCCGCAUCUGCCAUCAUGCAAAGCUUGUACCCCGGAAAUCCACUGUCAAAGUUUUGUAUCAUCAAGCUUGAUUUGUAGUACAGGCUUUAGCCUUGGGGGAUACUCCACCAUACUUACCCAAAGCAUGACAAGUCACAUGGCUUGGUGGCCUAUAAGCUGAUCAAGGAGGGGCGCACAGCGUUACACCAACGACAAGAUCAUCAACGCGAACAAGGGAAAAAGGUUGGAUUGCUAUUGGAAGAUGGAAUUGGUGUUUUUCGUGUCACUCGGUGGCGGAUGAGGAAAGAGGUCUCGCGUU
Aureobasidium pullulans EXF-150 is the source of this 953-nucleotide messenger RNA. RefSeq lists its product as uncharacterized. The record is from RefSeq and is a predicted model, not a curated record. NCBI's taxonomy places the organism in Eukaryota, Fungi, Ascomycota, Dothideomycetes, Dothideales, Saccotheciaceae. The coding region runs from base 147 to 815 and encodes 222 amino acids. The transcript has a single exon.